AUGAGCACUGUUGAGGGAGGAUCUAAUAGGGCAGAAGCACGUCUGAAUGGAGUCGAAGCUCUCAACUCAAACUCACGACCAGGAAGACCCCCCAAGCGUUCACUAGGAGUUGCGAUACAAGAAAAUGCACGUCUGCUGCCCCAUGGAGUUCCAGGCCUCUUAUCACCAGGACUUAUCUCUCCGACAGGUCUGACAGCAGCUGCCAUGGCAGAGGCUAUGAAGUUACAGAAAAUGAAACUUAUGGCAAUGAAUAGCCUUCACGGAAGUGGAAGUCAAAAUGGAACAGAAUCAGAAAAUGAAGAGCUCAAUUCUAAUGCAGGUGGGAGUGAAUCCUCCUGGGAUAAAGACAAGCUUCAGUCUCCCAUUACAACGGGAUCACAGCACAGCAUUGGUCAUCCCACACUGUCAGGGCAGUCAAGCCUCGGAAGCGCGCACCCACUCAGUCCUCUCCAGCAGAAUCACCUGCUCACCAACAGGAUAGACCUGCCGUUUAUGAUGAUGCCCCACCCUCUGCUUCCCGUCAGCCUACCUCCCGCUUCGGUUGCAAUGGCAAUGAACCAGAUGAACCACCUCAAUACAAUAGCUAACAUGGCUGCAGCAGCCCAAAUGCACAGUCCUCUUUCCAGGGCAGGGGCCUCUGUUAUAAAGGAAAGGAUUCAAGACAGCCCUUCGCCAGCUCCGUCUCUAGAAGACAGUCAGCGACCUGGGAGCCAUGCUUCCUCCCAUCAGAGCAGCAGCGUGUCCAGCUCGCCCUCCCAGUUGGACAACACACCAGACAGAAUUGCUAUGCUGACCAACAGCAGGGAAGGAGAACUCAUUGAUCAAGAAACCGGGACCAGCCUAAAAAAAAUACAAAAGGAUAAAGAAGAGGUCCAAAUUGCCAUUCCAAUAAUGAAACCAACCUUAGAUAAAGUCCAACUGGCUGGACAGGCCUUGCCUCCUGGAUUUCCGGCGCCAUUUCUUUUUGCUGAUGGUCUUUCAUCAGUAGAAACACUAUUAACCAACAUUCAGGGCCUACUAAAAGUGGCUGUGGACAAUGCCAGAGUCCAGGAAAAGCAGAUACAGCAGGAAAAGAAGGAGUUAAAGAUGGAGCUUUGUAGGGAGAGAGAACUAAGAGAGAGCUUGGAAAGGCAACUCACAGCUGAGCUGCAAAGCAGAGCAACAAUUCAGAAACGCUUGAAGAAAGAAAAGAAGGCAAAGAGAAAAUUGCAGGAAGCUUUGGAAUUUGAGUCAAAGAGAAGAGAACAAGUGGAACAGGCGCUUAAACAGGCUACAUCAGGUGACGGUCUCAGGAUGUUAAAUGAUGCUGGAAUCCCAGAUAUGGAAAUAGAACACAACGGAACCCAACAUGACAGUGCAGCAAUGCAAGAAAACAGAACAUACAUCAAACCUACCAUUAUGUACUGAAGGAAACAUCUAUUGCUGAAAAAUGUAUAAUGAUCACUAUUUGAAGACUAUAUAGUUCAUGAAAAACGUCCCUUCCAACCUUUGAUGCCUUCAGUACUGUGUGAAGAACAGGAUUUGUAGCAUGAAACUUGAAGGACAAUUUCAAGCAAUUUACUGUUGCUGCAUCGAAAACUGCCGUAUUGUCAUUAAGAAAUAUUGAGACUUUUUACAAGCUUACCAUACCAAACCAAGCCUGUUGCAGCAGAUCAUUUUUAGGUCCCCGGAGAUAGAAAGGAGUUUUAGUAUUUUUAAGCACAUACAGGAAUUAUUUCCCCUUCCCCCCCAAAAAAAGACCUUUUUUUUUUUUUUAUAAGGCGGUAGCUAUUACUGUAUAGCAAUGGCACAAUGAUUUUAAGCCACAAAGGUCCUCACUGGCUGUACAUCAUACAAGUCCAGUUUAUCACUGAAACUGUUCAACAUGGAGCUGUUUCGAUUGUGUUUAUAAAUUAAGCUUUGUUUACUGAAGCAGAUACUCGAUAUAUAUUACGUUUUAAAAAGAAAUGUGUGUACAUUUUUUAAAAGAAUGAUGUAAAAAUUGUCCUUUCAUUAGAUGACCAAUUCAAAAGUGUGAGCUAAACCCUAAUAGCUGACGUAAUACGAGGAUUAUAAUUGAUGCUUUUUUUUUAUGCUCAGUUCAGCUUGGCUUUUGGUCUUUUAAGAUGAAAAAAUGAAUAUGCAGUAGAGUGUUAGAUAAUGGAAACUUUUAAGUAUGGUUUCUCUGUUGUACCAUAUUAAGUUAAAGUACACAUUCUUUGUUAAAAAUGUUCUUGCUAAAAAUACAGUAUUAAAAUUUUUUUUGUUUGA
Messenger RNA from Charadrius vociferus (killdeer), 2250 nucleotides. It is a transcript of the gene DACH2, whose product is annotated as dachshund family transcription factor 2. The transcript is spliced from 12 exons. NCBI's taxonomy places the organism in Eukaryota, Metazoa, Chordata, Aves, Charadriiformes, Charadriidae. The record is from RefSeq and is a predicted model, not a curated record. Bases 1 to 1407 code for a protein of 468 amino acids.